Messenger RNA from Daphnia magna, 1185 nucleotides. It is a transcript of the gene Xrcc2, whose product is annotated as DNA repair protein XRCC2. The transcript has a single exon. Gene Ontology annotation, biological process: DNA strand invasion; double-strand break repair via homologous recombination. Gene Ontology annotation, molecular function: four-way junction DNA binding. Lineage: Eukaryota; Metazoa; Arthropoda; Branchiopoda; Diplostraca; Daphniidae. The record is from RefSeq and is a predicted model, not a curated record. The coding region runs from base 357 to 1166 and encodes 269 amino acids. Gene Ontology annotation, cellular component: Rad51B-Rad51C-Rad51D-XRCC2 complex; replication fork; centrosome.
UAAGCCCGUUUUUCUGUUUCCGAUAAUUCCGAAUAAAAUAUUAGUUUUCCACUGAAUUAAUAGAUUUUUGGAUGAAACGGAUCCAGAGUAGCAAACACUUGGAAUCAGAAAAACCCCAACGCCAAAACUAAGUUUUUAAAAGGAAAGCACUUUUUUUUUACAGGUGGUUUAACGAGAAAACCAACAACUUAAUCGAAAUCAACUUUCAAUUUGGAUCAUUCCAUGUGAUUUUUGUCGAAUUCUAUGAGAUGUUUUUCGCAGAUUUUUACAAAAGUGGGAAGGCUAUGAUACACUAUUCAACUGCUCUUCAACUGUUUGUUUUGCUACUAUUCGUCCAUCGUCUGCCUCUUAAUUAAAUGGCGAACAUUGUGAAAACUGAAAGUGGCAUUGAUCUUUUGCAAAGAUUUUCUGUCAGGCCGAAACUUAUUGGAUUGCAAGUAGAAGUCUUCGGAGAAGACGGACCACUGCCAGGAGACGUGAUAGAGAUCAAUGAGAAGGAUACAAACCUUAAAACUAUCCUGUUGACCCAGUGGAUUAUAAAAUGUAUACUUCCUGCAACCUGGAAAGGUGUGCAAAUUGGUGGACUUGAGGUGGGAGUAGUGUUUCUGUCUACUGAUCAUCAUUUUUCGUCAUUAAACUUGGUCACUUUGCUUGAAAGAAAGUUGAAGAGGACUCUUCGCCAAUGUCAACAACUUCUACCUAGCUCAGGACUUACUAUGAUGAAAGAAAUUACCAAGGAUUCUCUAAGAAGACUUUCUUUAUAUGAAAGCUUUUGUAAGACAGAGCUCCUUUUCAACUUCUGUUCUACCAAAACCUUCAUUCUCUCUCACUCUCAGUCCUCAGUGGUGAUAGUCGAUAGCCUUUCUGCAUACUACUGGGAAGACCGAUUGUCAGCUUCAACCAUCCAAAGCCUAGAAAAAUAUUGCCAAUCUCUUCUGCAGUGUCUUAUUGAAAAGUUGAAACAAACCAAUAUUACCAUAAUAUAUACUGUACAGCAAUUCCUCAGAGAAGUCCAUGAAAGGGAAAGAAGUGAUGCUCCAUUGUUUAUCUAUUCCCUUUCUAUAGAAAAUCAACCCCAAAGUGUGAUUCAUGUAGAAAAUAGAAGGACUGCUAGUAAAUUUUCAAAGAAAAUUGAGUCUUUCAAAGGAGACUUGUUGUUAAAAUAAAACUUUCUCUUGAACAGAA